This is a messenger RNA of Anguilla anguilla (European eel), 4940 nucleotides long. RefSeq lists its product as uncharacterized. The record is from RefSeq and is a predicted model, not a curated record. Bases 3447 to 4232 code for a protein of 261 amino acids. NCBI's taxonomy places the organism in Eukaryota, Metazoa, Chordata, Actinopteri, Anguilliformes, Anguillidae. The transcript has 6 exons. Gene Ontology annotation, molecular function: protein dimerization activity.
UCACUGACAAAAAUUUUAAAAGUUCGCUCUCUUUGCAGUGGUUUGGGCUGGAAACAAGCUGUAAGAGCAAAUAAGCCCCCAAAGUGAAGCACAACACUGCCUACAGAUCGUAGAUGAGAUCGCUGUGAGGUUGCUUUCUGUAGAGGAUUUCAGCUGCAUGCUUCCAAAUUCCUGAAAAUGCUACAGCGGUGGCUUAUAAGUGCAUGCUGCCGUAUGAGUGCUCUGUGCCAGGGCGAUCGCGACCACAGCAUUUAUUUUGCCUUUUUGUACAGCCAUUUCCGUGGAUAAAAUCGCAUUUAUUAUUAUUUUCUGUUAAAAACAUUUAAUUUAUACCCAGAGAGAUAACCAACUACUUGCAAGUUAGUAUUAGUAAAUGCCUACACAUGUCAUCUAUCGCAUUUCAGGCUGGAAAAUAAACCGUUAAACCAGAGAAAAUGCUGAGUUGUCUUAGAAUCUUUAUCGCAACAGAAUGGAUCAAGGCUGGCAGAGUCCGCAUUGCAACGAAGGCUGUAAGGAAACGUUAACUACGUCACAUAACAGCUGUUUUAGAAUGUCAUUGCGUCACCUGGAUCAUUUUUGCUGCCCGGAUAAAAAUUGGCGUGGCAGUUCCACUAGGGAGCGGCUGAGUCACGUGCGACACCUAGUGGUAUAAUUCGGUAUUACCGGUCCGGUCCGGCAUUUGGCUUAAUAUCGAACCGGUUUGAAAAUUUCUACAUCGGCCCAACCCUAGCAACAGCUAGAUGUCUCGUUAAGCUUCUAAUUCCUAGAACUAAGUGCGCAAAUUUAAGGUUGGAAUAAAAAUUUACAGGAUGUUAACUCGGCAGGAUGAGGUUUGGGCAUCCCUGUUAUAGAUUACUUAAUGCAGGACAGCCCAACCCUGUUCCUGGAGAUCUACUGUCCUGUUGAGAUUCACUCCGACCCUAAUAAAACACAACGUAUUCAACAGCGAGAGCUUGUUGAGCUGCUAAUUAGUAGAACCAAGGGUGCCAAAUUAGGGUUGAAAUGAAAACCUACAGCAUGGCAGAAUUCCAGGAACAGGGUCGGGCAGCCCUGCUUUACACUAACAGUAGCCUACUAAACCAAAAUGGGUUGCACAAACAUACAAACUAGCUUUUACACGGAAUAGUAAGCUACUAAACGCUACAAGUACCCCUAAGUAGGAGUAAAUAAAACAAAACCAUGGACCAUUUUGUUUGAAGGAGGCUAGCUAAACAACCAUAAUCGUUAUUUUGAAAUUUUGUAGCCAUUCGGUUGUCACGAGGAGACAUUCAAAUUAAUUGUAACCGCUAGUCGAAACCUUCUCCAAAAAAGUUUUACUUCAUGUGGGCUACAUUCCAUGUGUUUCCAUGCAGUUUCAUAAUUUUAAAAGCAUGUUCAAAAUCUACUAACUACAGGCAUACCCAUAAUGGCUCUAAAAACCAAAACGGCGCUAAAAUUAUUUCACAAACGUUAUCACAAACUUACAUAUAACCAGUGCAACACAGUCCAGGGCAGGUACAGAAUGACAGCAGGGGAGGCCAUUUAUUUAAUGUUGUGGUCAGACGUUUUACCAUAGUUGAGACAAGACUGCUUUUUUGAAAAUCCAUCCACGCAUAAGGCAUUUAGAUUCGCUUUGUUAUGGCUAGAACUACUCUUUCGUCUCACCUUCACGUAGCUAGUACCAUAGACUGUAGCCGACAUAAAAAUGUUACCGCCAAAACUAAGAGCUGCACACCCGAUCAUCACAUAGUAAAAAGACACGUGACAACAAGACGCAUAUCUCCCAGCAACCUCUCUGCAUAUCUGAAAAGACAAGACUUCUGCCAAAAUAAAGUACCACAAAUAUAAAUUACGUUUUUGCAAUACAUUUGCUAUUAUGAAAUUAAAAAGUUCUUUACCAUGAAUGUGAUUUUUUAAAGAAAGGGUAGGCUAUAUAAAACACAAAUGAUUUGUAUAUGUAGUCGUUCAUACGUCAUGCGCCAAAUCCACGCUUGGCUGAGACAGGUAGUUUACAAACUCCAUACCUUUUCGAUUCAAUAGCCUAAUGGGCAAAAACACAUUUCUCUACAGUGCAGCAGUACAGUGGAAUAAUCUGCCCACAAAUCUGAAAUAGAGUGUUCAACAGAGCACGUUUAAAGUUGGCCUUAAAGAAAUCGUCACAAAGUACCAUGUAGCAAUUUCAAUUUUAACCUUUAUGACCAAGAAAGAAUGAGCAUGUUCACAUAGCUGCCCCACCGCCUGCUAAUUAUACGUUGAUUGUAUUGUCUUCGCUUGCAUUCUUGUUUUUAUCAGGUAGUGUGUUAAGUGUUAUACCCUACUAGAGGACCACAACGGAAAUAAGCCUUCGGGCUUUAUUGAGUUUUCAUCCUCUGUGAUUUUUAAUGUAGGCUAUGUAAUGACUGCAGUGCAAUGUUUUUUUAAUAAUCAAAUUCAUUCACCCUCCCCUGUACAGUGCUUUGUGUUGGCCAGUGGAAAGGUUUGAGCACCUCUAGUAGGAAUAUUUCAUAUUACCUUUUUUUUCCCCCACAGACGCAACGAGAAAGAACCCCGAGUCAAGGGCCGCCACGUAGAGGGCUACAUAAUUCGCUGGCUGAAUUACUCAAGCGACCGAGGAGGUGGACGAAGGAAUAGGGAGCUUUGUCGUAAUCAGAAUAAAUAAAUAAAUAUUAAUCAACUUAACCAGCAGAUAUAAUAAACAUUGUUAUUUCAUCUUUCUUAUUGUCAUUAUUGGUAUUAUAGUUUCUUAACAAUACACAAAUACAUUUCUUGAUGCUUACUCUUGACUGCGGUUUCCUGUUGCAAUUUCAUAGGCGAAGACAGUUAAGAUAUAAGCAGAAUCACUUUCCCCCGAUGUUAAGUACGAGCAGUGUGAAAUCGGAUAGUCUACUUAAGCUAGUAAACCUACAUAAAAUCUUAGUGAGAUAUUUACAUCAAUCAUCAAUGGCAUCUGUAUAUAAAGAGGUUUAUUAUUGUGUUUUGUUAAGGGCAGUUAGGGUGAUAUUCAGCUUUAAUGAAAAAGCAAUAGACUACCAAUAUAACAGACCUAAUUCUAGAACUCUAAAAUUAGCCAAUCACAACCAAGAAAAAUCGUGUGGCUGUGAGUCGUUUGCCAGAGCCGGGCCAGACGUCAUAACGGCUCUGGCCCGACUGCAGAAACCAACUAUAGGCCGGUUGUGCGACGAGUCGGUGAACAGAUCAGGCCCAGUGUAGAACCGGCUCUCCUUGGCUAUCUGGGAAGAAACAUUGUGAAGGAAUUCACACAGAAGAAUGCAAGGAGGAAAGGGCGUUUUGGUCAUUGUUAAAGAUACCUUGAUAAAGAGGGAGCUGUCUUUUGUCAAUUUUUGGACUUAGUUCCACUGCCUGAUGGGAAGGCCAACACAAUCGUGACUGCCAUCCAUGACAUCACCGAUCGGAAGGGCAUUCCCCAGGUCAAGAUAUCAGGUCUUGGGACAGAUGGUGCAGCAGUGAUGACAGGAUGCCAAAAUGGAGUGGCAAAACAACUCUGUGACACCAUGCCAUGGCUAGUUACAGUGCACUGUGCUGCCCACUGUUUGGCCCUGGUCUGUAAAAAUGCUUCAGAGACAACACCGUACAUGAACACCUUCAAGGACCACCUGCAGCAACUCCACCUGUACUUUAGAAACAGCGUCAAUAGAACAGCAGUCCUGAAGGCAGCAGCCACAACCCUGGGCAUCUGUGAUCUGAAGGUGAAGGAGGUCAAAGACAGUUUCUCAGCACCAGGCAGUAGCCAAUCUGUGCAGGAAUCUCCAUGCAGUACUAACGGCCCUGGCAGAGGAGGUGGAGCACAACGAGUGCCCUGUGGCAAAAGGUGCCAGUCACAAUAUCCAUAUCUAGAACACCUAACAGAUCAGCAAAAUGAACGGUUCCAUCAACUGCACAUCAUGGGUGCAUUCAGUGUCCUGGGUCCACAAGCAGCCAGGAACCCAGAUCAAGAUGUUCCUGUGAGUCACCUGAAGACCCUUGCUGCCAAGUUCCCCCCCAUGGUUGAGGAGGCACUUUUGGAGGAAUGGCCUUCAUUUAAAGAACAUCUUCUGACUGGUGUGGUGAAGGACAAGACUCAGUUAGCUGUCAUGAGGGAGCUGGCAUUACAGUAUGAUGAGCUUGUUCAGCUCUAUCCCUGCCUGAGCAAGCUCACUGCCAUUGCGCUCACCGUUCCUGUGGGAAGUGUGAACUGUGAACGUGAUUUCUCCACCAUGAACAGCGUACCAGAUUACAACUCACACAACUCAUGAUUGCUUUUAUAAAUCUAUCCAUAAAUUUACGAAUUUACUAAUAAAGACAAAUCUUUUGGUAGGUGAAAACAGACCUCAGGAACAGGCUGCAAGGAGAGUACUUGGGGGCCUGCAUGAAGACUUGGGGGCCUCCUGUGGCAAAAUUUCCAUAUCAUGAUGCCAUGGUGAAAUUUUUCUCAAAGCCAAGGAAGAUAAAGUGCAGCAAUGAAUCAUGCACACUGUGUUCAUGAUGUCCUAAUGUUUUGCAAAGGUCAUAGGUUACACAGCUUAUUUUUAUGCAAUAAAUGCAGCUUAUUAAGUCAUCCUCUCCUUGUGAUCACUUUGUUUUAAGUCUUGAAUAUACUGAGCGAACAAAUCUGAACGCGAAUAUAAAUUGCAGACCGCCUGCUACGUCAUCUGACUGGAACCAACUGCGCCAAUAUGCCAUCCCGCGCACCUCGUCUGUUUAGGGUUUUUUCGGUGCGUACCACCAGGCCUGAAAAAAAUUCUAGGGGAAACACUGAAUCAUUAUCACUGGGGAGAAAGGCAUCAUUGUUUGUGUGACUUUUGAUUUCGUUUCUAAGCUCCUCAGGAUGCUGGAAGUUUAACAUUUUAGGACACCUAAAUAUAUGAAAGCAUGAAUACAUAAUAACUGAGUAACGUGUAAAGCAAGUUUUUCUUCAAAAAUAAUGUGUAAUAAUACCUUCAAUGAGGUUAGACAAAGUAUCU